AUGGAAGCCAAGACAGCGCCGCCACAGAGGGUGCAGAGCAUAGCGGAAGCGGGUCUGAAGCAGCUGCCCAGGGAAUACAUUCAGCCACCGGAGGCUCGCCCGGCGGGGCGGCGGAUGAACGAGUCCCUGCCGGCGCCCGGGGAGGGGGUUCCCGUGGUGGAUCUGUUCCUGUUCGAUCCGGCGAGCUUCGAGGAUGUGAGGAGGGAGAUUCAGAGGGCGUGUGGGGAGUGGGGCGCCUUCCAGAUCGUGAAUCAUGGAAUCCCUCGCGAUCUGCUCGAGCGGAUGAUCGCCGCGGGGCGGCGCUUCUUCGAUCUUCCCCAAGAUGAGAAGCGGGCGUACUCCUGCGAUUCCAGAUCGCCGGCCUCGGAGGGCUACGGGAGUCGGAUGCUCUCCAAGGACGACAGCGUGCUCGAUUGGCGGGACUACUUCGACCACCACACCCUCCCUCUGUCACGGCGGAACCCUAGCCGGUGGCCAGACUUGGGGGAUUACAGGUUAGGUUAUCGUCGAUCUUCCAUCCAUCCAUCGAUUCUGCAGAUUUAGGGCUUACCUGCUCGUACGUUUGGCGCUGCCGAUUCUUUCCCCUUUCUGUCGAUCAUCGAUGAUGGAAUGAAGAAGGCUGUGCUGUUCUGUUCUGUUCUUCCUGGUGGAUUGAAUUUUCUUCCUGCUCGUUGUUCUUGAUCGUGAUGGCAUUCGGCCGGGGAACGGAUUUUUGUGUCUCGGAAAAAUGUCGCAGGGAAGUGGUGGCGGAGUACAGCGACGCCAUGAGGGAGCUCGCGCAGAAGCUCCUGCGGAUGGCCUCUGAGAGCCUGAGCUUGGCUCCUUCCUUCAUCGAGGAGGCGAUCGGAGAGGUCUACCAGAACAUUACAGUCAGCUUCUACCCUCCGUGCCCUCAACCGGAGCUCGCCCUCGGCCUUCAAUCUCACUCCGACAUGGGAGCCAUCACGCUCCUGAUCCAGGACGACGUUGGCGGCCUUGAGGUUCUCAAGGACGGGCUUUGGAUCCCCAUUGUUCCUCUUCCCGGCGCCGUCAUCGUCAUCCUGGCUGACCAAACAGAGGUUGGCUUUCCCUUCAUCACCAUUGAUGCAUUCAAUCCUCUGAGAUCUCGCCGGCGAUGGGAUGCUUUUCUCUCUGACUGCCGUGGGAUAUUCUCCUUCUUCGCAGAUUAUAACGAACGGCGAGUACAGGAGCUCCGUCCAUCGCGCGGUGGUCAACCCGGACCGACCGCGGCUCUCCGUCGCCGCCUUCUACGAUCCUUCCAAGAGCGUGGAGAUAUUGCCGGCGGCGCCGCUCGUCGCCGGCGGCGGCGGCUCUCCGGCGCGGUACCGCGGCGUCGUGUAUGGAGAUUACGUCUCCUCGUGGUACCGGAAGGGCCCCGACGGCAAACGGAACAUCGAUGCCCUGUUGAUUGACAACCAGAGGAGUUGA
Spirodela intermedia is the source of this 1428-nucleotide messenger RNA. Lineage: Eukaryota; Viridiplantae; Streptophyta; Magnoliopsida; Alismatales; Araceae. The record is from the annotation of a GenBank genome assembly.